AAACAGCUCGUCAACCACCUCGGUAGCUUGCUAACCAACAUAGCCGAAAGAUUCAAGCUAUUUAUACGCUUUCGGUGUAUAUUACCUACUGUGUUUUCGACACACUUAGGUCGUAUCUACUUGUUAACCUAUUUAAUUUAAUAUUACGUUAUUUUGUAUUAGUCAGCUAUAGUAGCUGGCUGGUUAAGUUAGCACUAGCCUAGUCGCUAAUGAUAGCUAGCUAGCUAACAUCCCCGAACAUGAGCUCCCUAAACUUCUCCCCUCCUGUUAAAGAAGAGGAGGUCUGCUGGACGGAGAAAGGAGGUCUGUGGCUGAACGUUGUCGUGAAAGAGGAGGAGGAAGAGGAGGCUGUCACAGUAAAACAAGAAGUAGAGGAUGGGGCUGUUACAGUGAAAGAAGAGGAAGACGCGUUCAGAGUGAAAGAGGAGGAGGAUGUAGUUUUUGGUGUGAAAGAAGAGGAGGUUGGAGAUCUGUUUAACACCAGAGAGAUACGGGACUAUCGUGGAUCUGGGGAGCCUCAACAACCUCAUGAUGCUGACGAGGCAGAGAAGAGUCUCUCCAGAUCAGAACGCCUCAAUAAACACCAGCAGAGAUCCACAGGGAAGAGAACUCACUGCUGCUCUGACUGUGGGAAGAGAUUCUCCUCCUCAUCAGGCAUUAAAACUCAUCAAAUGAUCCACACAGGAGAGAAACCUUAUAGCUGUGAUCAAUGUGGGAAGAGUUUUAUUAGAUCUGGCCAUCUGACUUUACACCAGAGAACACACACAGGAGAUAAACCUUAUAGCUGUGAUCAAUGUGGGAAGAGUUUUAGUCAAUCUAGCUCUCUGACAGUGCACCAGAGAACACACACAGGAGAGAAACCAUAUAGCUGUGAUCAAUGUGGGAAGAGUUUUUGUCAAUCUAGCUCUCUGACAGUGCACCAGAGAAGACACACAGGAGAUAAACCUUAUGGCUGUGGUCAAUGUGGGAAAAGUUUUUGUCAAUCUAGCUCUCUGACAGUGCACCAGAGAACACACACAGGAGAGAAAUUGUAUAGCUGUGUUCAAUGUGGGAAGAAUUUUGGUCAUUCUGCCUCUCUGACUCAACACCAGAGAAUACACACAGGAGAGAAACCUUACAGCUGUGAUCAAUGUGGGAAGAGUUAUGGGCAAUCUAGCCAUCUGACUCUACACAAGAGAACACACACAGGAGAGAAACCUCAUAGCUGUGAUCAAUGUGGGAAGAGAUACUCUAGUAAAAUAUCUCUGAUCAAACAUCAGAAAAUACAUGGAGUUGUUUCAUGAUAUCAAUGAAUAAAUGUCACAAUGUAGAA
Salvelinus fontinalis (brook trout) is the source of this 1312-nucleotide messenger RNA. RefSeq names its product zinc finger protein 239-like. NCBI's taxonomy places the organism in Eukaryota, Metazoa, Chordata, Actinopteri, Salmoniformes, Salmonidae. Bases 240 to 1283 code for a protein of 347 amino acids. The transcript has 2 exons. Gene Ontology annotation, cellular component: nucleus. Gene Ontology annotation, biological process: regulation of transcription by RNA polymerase II; central nervous system development. The record is from RefSeq and is a predicted model, not a curated record. Gene Ontology annotation, molecular function: DNA-binding transcription factor activity, RNA polymerase II-specific; RNA polymerase II cis-regulatory region sequence-specific DNA binding.